AUCAGCUGUUUACAAAAACAAAACCAAGCGAAACAGCGAAAAAUAUCUGCAAUUUUUCAAAUCUAAAUUAAAAAGGUUUACACAAGCACAGUGGAGAAAACAACAUCGAUUACGGGAUGUUCUGCUGCCUACGCACCUGCCUAAAUGGCGGACACAUGAGGAAGCCCACGGCAGCAGCGAGUCGUCUCCGGGAGCCCGAUGUUCACCUCGAUGCAGCACAUAUGGGACCUGAUGUAAUCCUGCUGUCCCACCAGCUGCGGGUUACAGGCACCGGCGGCGUCUUGGCCACAGCUCCUUUGGUCCAAUCGAAAUCCUACUUCGAGGUGAAGAUCCAGCAGGGAGGCAGUUGGUCCGUGGGCUUGGCAACCCGCCAAACGGAUCUCAGUCGCAAGAGCGGUGGUGGGGAUCGCGAGUCGUGGUGCCUGUGCUCCGACAACGCCACGCGCCACAAUGACCAGGAGGAGUUCCGACCGGUGGUGCAGGCAGCCUGCACCACGCAGCCGUCGAGAACGACCAAUGGGAUCCUGAACAACAGUGCUGCCAAGGCGGCCGGACUCAUUGCCAUUGAGGAUCUGCAGCAAGAGGACCUGCUGAUGACCACCGGAGUGGCAGCCUCUGAUGUGGGCAUCGGUGAUUCAUUAGUAACAUCACCACCGCGCGAUUUUCCCGACGAGGGCGACAUUGUGGGCGUGGCCUUCGAUCAUGUGGAGCUUAACUUCUAUUUCAAUGGAAAGAACCUGGAGGUUCCCUUCCGGAAUGUGCGGGGCGCAGCAUUAUUUCCCGUAAUCUAUGUUGGCAACGGCGCCAUUUUGGACAUUAUCCUGGACAAUUUUUCGCACGGUCCCCCACCUGGAUUUGAGCGUAUACUUCUGGAGCAGUCAUUACUUUAGAAAGUCCUUAAAGAAGCCUUGAACAAAUUAACAGCUUGAGAACAAAAAACAUAUAAGAGAUAAUGAAAAUGCAGUGCGUUUUAGGACUAUAGGACAAUUUUUAUUCCCAAAAUAUAAGCAUUUAUAGUAAGUUAACCAAAGAGCACUUAAUUCGAAACAUUCUAAUUUAUUUUAAUGUAAGUCUUAAAAGACGUGCAUUAAACAUUGGGUCUAUAUUAUAGAAUCCACAAACAUUUUAUUAAAUGUACCACUUAGCCAUAUAUUCUCUCUCUAGUCAAAAUAAAAAACUUUAUGUGCAAGUCUUGUCCCCUAAUAGUUAAUGGGCACCCAUAUUGUUUACAAAAUUUGGCUAAUUUUCAUCUUAUAGUCGUAAACUGCACUGUGUUACUCAUUUAGACAGCAAGUGUAUAAACUUUGCAACCUCUCUAGUCCUUGUACUCCCCAAACCGAAAUGUAUUUCUUUUAUUUUAUUAAAAUUUUGUAAAUUAUUCACGUAGCUUGACCUUGCGACUGCUUUUGUAUUAUACACAGACAUAUGUAUCUCUAUACAGAUAUGAAUUUUUUUGUAGUAUUUAGAUCGCCACAAAUCAAUUCUGACUUCUAACGCAUUCCAAUUUACAAUGGCAACGUACUCGAGCACGGAAUUACCUAACUACUUUUAAGAAAAUAUCUGUAUAUCUAAAAAAAUUGUAUCUACGUGUAUCUAACGCUUUGAAAACUGAUUAAUCCGCGCGCGGACAAUAAAUGAAUGUUAUGUACUUAAACUA
Drosophila biarmipes is the source of this 1657-nucleotide messenger RNA. RefSeq names its product SPRY domain-containing protein 7. Gene Ontology annotation, molecular function: protein binding. The coding region runs from base 117 to 890 and encodes 257 amino acids. The transcript is spliced from 3 exons. Lineage: Eukaryota; Metazoa; Arthropoda; Insecta; Diptera; Drosophilidae. The record is from RefSeq and is a predicted model, not a curated record.